AUGGCCCACAGCGCGGCCCUCGCGCAUACCUCGGCGCCCCUGCCCCCUCACGCCAGCGUGCAGUGGCGCCAGUAUGUCGCGCCUGACGCGCCGGAUGUCCUAGCCGAUGCAGCACGCAAGUUGCAGGGCGCGCUGAUCACGGCGGCGCCCGCGUCGCCGUCGCCCGCCACAUGGAUCGCGGCGCCCACGUCUGUCCCGCUGUAUGCCCUCCAAGGCACGCCCUCGUGCCUGUGGGUGUUUCUAUGGCAGGAUACACACCCGACGCCAGUGAUGGAGCGCUACCUGUCUUCGCUCGUGCUGCGCUCGUCGGGCGCGUACGUCGUGUCCCGUGUCGACGAAGCGGAUCCCGCCUCGUCGACGAGAGAAGCCCACCUGCACUUUCUGCACGCCGUGUGCCAUGCGGUGGCGGACGGACUGUGUGGUGCGUCCCAACUGCGCGUCGCGGGUGGCCUCCUGCAUCUCGACGGGCGCGACGAUGCAGGCGCCGCGUCCUCGACGGACUACACGACGUUUCGUGCCUACACGUCUCAUACUACCCUGCAUGUCAUGUCUCGCACGGAGCGUAGGCCGUGGACGCGCCUCGAUGCGCGCGUCGUGGCUGGCGAUGCACUGCCGCGCAAUGUCGUGCUGGGCGAGACGCGCGUCCGUCUGCUUCCGACGCUCCGGCGCGGCAGGCUGCUGUCUACGUGCAUCGACACAAGCGAGUCGUGCCGCCAGCUGCGCGAGGCACUCGAUGACGUGCUGCCGACGCGCGACCCUCAUUUCGCGACGCUGUGGCUCGAUGAGCACGACGACGAGCGUCCGCUCGGCACGGUCCUCUGGCCCGUGGACCUGUGUCUUGUCGAGCACGACGUGAGCGCUCUCGAUGCGCCCGUGCCUUGGACGAUGCGCUCGGCUCAGGCGCUCUUGGCAUCGGCCGCAUGGCCGGAUGAGCGCACGAAGCUCGUAUCGCCUAUGCCGCCCCGCAUCGUAUCGCUCGUCUCGUCUUCGCCGCACGUCGAUCCCCCCGGCUUCGACGACGACGAUAUGUUUCGCACGAUUGGACAACUGACCGAGGAUGAUUUGCGCUUCUUUCAGACACCGCCACGGCCCGCGGACCCUCCGUUCCCUGCGCCGGCGAGCACGACGCCAGCGAGGACGCCCGUCGCGCCCAAGUACGAUGUGCACGGCAAAUUCUUCAUACCCAGCGGGCCCCGUCGCGAAGAGGGACGGCCGUCCAUGUCGCCGCGCUACUCGUUCGGCACGCCGCCGAGCGCCGGCGCAUGGACGGCGAGUCCGACGCCGUCGACGGACUCGGACAGCGCCGCCGACGAGCCGGAUGCGGCUCAGCGGACGCUGGCGCUGGCUCGGCUGCAUACCCGUGCCGCGGCGCCUCCGCGCUUCUCUCCGCCUGCUCUGCCCGUGAGCGACGCACAUGCGCAGCGUGUGCGCCUUGCCUGGGUCGCUCUGUACGCUCGCACGGCGCAGCAUGCUGUGCCGCCGACCAAGCUCCUCGCCCCCCUCGUGUCGACGACGUAUCCUGCCGAGGCAUGCUCGCCGCCCAGUCUGCUCGUCGGGUGUCAGCACGCGCUGAUCCAGAUCUCGAUCGACGCCGUGUCGUCCUGGACGCAGCUGGGUCUCGUGCCUGUCGGCGGACCACGCACUAUCGGCGCGCACGUCGUGCUUGUCGAGUGCGAUCUACCCGACGACGCCGUGCGCUCGUGGGUCCAGACCUUGUCGGAUGAGCUGGGCGCACACGCCCUCGGCACGCUGGUGCCUGGGCAUGUGUGGCGCACGCAGCGCGACUCGGACCUGCAGGCUGUGCGCGACGUGAUCCAAGACCGCGCCGUGGUCUAUCUCGUGUACGGCCACGACCACGCAGCGUGUGAGCGCCUCUUCCGGUCAUGGCCGAUGCCGCGCGCGGACGUGUCGCUCGUCCCCGUCCCGGAGAGCGAGGUGUGGAUGCGCCCCCCGUCCAGGGCGCUCAUGUGGGCGUCGUAUGAGGACGCCCUGCAUCGCGUGUGCCACAUCGCGCCGCGCACCUACGAGGCAUGCACGUACUUGCGUGAGCGCGCAUCGCUGCGACUCGCCUGGCCACCUCUGCUCUCGUACGAUCCGUUGCAUCAGGGCGCCGUGCUGCAUGUGGCCUACGAUAUCGUCGGCCGCAUCGUGCGUGUCGUGUGCACAGACGACCGCGCACAGCGACUCGUGUGCCGCGCAUGGGACGCCGGCGAUGCGUGUGCGUGCAUACCGCUGCUCUGGCAGGUCGUGCGUGCGAUUGUCGCCAACACAUCGGCGGCUUGGCACGUCGUGAUUGGGCGCCUAGGCACCAUGUCGCAGGCCGACAUGGACAUGUGGGCGUCGUGCCUCGAUACGCGCGAGCCCUUCCUGCUCUCAGUGGGCCUUGUGUGCCUGGAGCGCGAUGCCUGGCCUACGGCGCACGCCGAUGCAUCGGUGGUCUACCUGUCGGACAUGCCGCUGGGUCUGGCCUCAGGUGCGUGGCCGAUCCGCGUGCCUCGCUCGGCGUAUGUGUCUGCCGGCGCCUAUGCCAUUCAUCUCGUGCAGCUACGUCACCUGGCUGAUCUCGACGCGUACAUCCACGACGUCGUGCUGCAUUACUACGCGCUGCAGUGCAUGACGCAGCUGCGGUGGACGACUCCGGCCCCCGCUCUGCCGUGGCCUUUUGCUAUUUUGGCUUGUACAUAA
This is a messenger RNA of Malassezia restricta, 2685 nucleotides long. RefSeq names its product mediator of RNA polymerase II transcription subunit 13. Gene Ontology annotation, biological process: regulation of transcription by RNA polymerase II. The record is from RefSeq and is a predicted model, not a curated record. NCBI's taxonomy places the organism in Eukaryota, Fungi, Basidiomycota, Malasseziomycetes, Malasseziales, Malasseziaceae. Gene Ontology annotation, molecular function: transcription coregulator activity. The transcript has a single exon. Bases 1 to 2685 code for a protein of 894 amino acids. Gene Ontology annotation, cellular component: mediator complex.